AGAAGCGGCGUUAAAAUGCGGAACCAUUCUCUAAUUUUGUGGGUUUUAUUAUUCGUGGACGGUGUGUUUGGUGCUGCUGAAGUGUCAGUGUCAGUAUCAGUGAUGAAGGGAGAUUCAGUCACUUUACACACUACUGUUUCUGAACUACAGAGCGAUGAUAUAAUCGAGUGGAUGCGUGAAGAUAAUGUCAUCAUAGCUGAAGUUAAAAACAACAAAUAUGAAAUUAAAAACAACAACCCAACAAAUGAUGUUCCUGAUAGGAGUUUCGAAGGCAGACUGGAGCUGGACCAUAAAACUGGAUCUCUCACCAUCAAAAACAUCACAUCUCAACAUGAAGGAAUUUAUAUACUAGACAUCGGGGGUGGACAUCUAAUAUCCAAGAAUUUCAGUGUUACUGUUCAUGAUGUUGUGGAGUCAGUAUCAGUGAUGGAGGGAGAUUCUGUCACUCUACACACUAGUGUUACUAAAAUACAGAGAGAUGAUGUGAUACGGUGGUUUGGAGAUCAAGUUAAUGGAUUAAACAGCGCUGGCGAUUCGGGAUGGAGUAACAUUCAUCUGAAUAAUCAGACCGGAGAUCUUACCAUCAAAAACAUUCAAAUGAAACAGUCUGGAGAUUAUAAAGUGGAGAUCAACACCACCACUAUGAUCUUGCACAGGAAAUUAAAAAUUACUGUUGGUGCUGCAAAGACUGUGUCAGUGAAGGAGGGAGAAUCUGUCACUCUACACACUGGUCUUAUUGACAUACAAAGAUAUGAUCUGAUAUUGUGGAAGUUUGAAGACCUUCUCAUUGCUGAAGUCAAUAAAGGGACCAAUCAGUUCAUAGUAUGUGAAAAUGCUGAUGUGAGAUUCAAAGGCAGACUGCAGCUUAAUGAAAAAACAGGAUCUCUCACCAUCAGUGGCUCUGAAACCACAGACUCUGGAGAUUAUCAUCUAAAUAUGAGCAACAAAAUGUGCACCUUACAUAGGACUAUAAUUGUUACUGUCAAAGCUAUUGUAACACCAAAGAGCCACACUGAAGAUCCAGGUCUUCACCCAGGUUAUACAGCACUGAUAUGUGUUUGUAUAGUCUUAGUUGCAGUUACAGUUGCUUUUGUGAUUUACUGUCACCGCAAGAGUUUAAGCGAGGAUCAAUUGAAUCAACCUCAGGAUCAGCAUGAAUCCAUUCAUAACAGUACAUAA
This is a messenger RNA of Sinocyclocheilus grahami, 1179 nucleotides long. RefSeq lists its product as uncharacterized. NCBI's taxonomy places the organism in Eukaryota, Metazoa, Chordata, Actinopteri, Cypriniformes, Cyprinidae. Bases 16 to 1179 code for a protein of 387 amino acids. The transcript has 7 exons. The record is from RefSeq and is a predicted model, not a curated record.